This is a messenger RNA of Monascus purpureus, 1968 nucleotides long. Lineage: Eukaryota; Fungi; Ascomycota; Eurotiomycetes; Eurotiales; Aspergillaceae. The record is from the annotation of a GenBank genome assembly.
GCUUCACCAGCACACGGUAUAGGGUUGUUCUCGUUCCUUUUCUAUUUCAAGGAGCUUUAUACGAUCAGCCUUUUCCCAUCGCUUCCGAUAAUGCUAGCAUCGCUGCUACGAUCUCUACCGCCGCUUGGUAGGGCAUGGAAACCCCUCAACUUCUCCAAUCCGAGCUUCGUCCGGAUACCUCUAAGUCAGAAAAUUGAGGAAGAAACGAUGCCAGAUUAUAUUGCUUCCCGGUAUUAUCCAGCUCGAAUAGGAGAAAUAUUCAAAGAUCGCUAUCAGAUUGUAGGAAAACUGGGAUUUGGAGCCAGCUCCACGGUGUGGCUUGCGAGGGACAUGAACUACCGUCGUUACGUUACCCUCAAGAUCUUUAUCAAGUCUGUAUCCAUGGGACAGCAAUUGGAUGACGAGCUCCAGAUGUACAAACGCAUGGAGAGAGGCCCAAAGAACCAUCCAGGUCGCAGUGCUGUUAGGUCAUUACUGGACUCCUUUGAUGUCAACGGGCCCGAGGACAAACAUCGGUGCCUCGUGCAUCCUCCAUUAUGGGACAGUGUGUUGACCUUCCUGCACCGCAACCCGGAGCAGAGACUACCUGCUCCGGUCCUGGCAUUUGUGCUUAAGCGCCUGUUUCUGGCGCUGGACUACCUGCAUACAGAAUGCCAGAUUAUACAUACCGACAUCAAGGCCGACAAUAUUAUGUUCGGCAUCGCCGAUGAUUCAGUUUUCAGUGAAUUUGAGGAAAAUGAGCUUCAGUCCCCUUGUCCAAGGAAAGAGUUAGACGGAAGAACAAUCUACGUGUCUCGGGAACUGAGGAUGCCUAGAAAUUGGGGUGCCCCGGUCCUAUGUGACUUUGGCUCUGCCAUCCCUGGUGGCGAAGAGCACACAGAAGAUAUUCAGCCUAAUAUUUAUCGAGCCCCAGAGGUGAUUCUGGAGGCUCCGUGGACGUACAGCGUUGAUAUUUGGAAUGUGGGAUGCAUGAUUUGGAACAUUUUUGAGGGCGAGUCCCUAUUUACUGGCUAUGAUCCAGAAUCUCAGACUUAUCGAAGUCGAGCCCACCUCGCUGAGAUCAUAAAGCUGCUUGGACCUCCCCCGCCCAGUCUCCUUGCCCGGGGGAAGCUAAGCCAUAAGUUCUUUUCUGGUGAAGGUAAGCCAAUGCCCCUACCCUUCCAUUAGCCGCUCAAUAUGCCCGACUUUAUAGAUGACUUGCGGGCCAAAGUUCCGUCAGAAGGUCGGAUUCCACUUGAGAGGAGGGAAACAACGCUCCAAGGACAAGACAAGGCGAACUUUUUGCGCCUAAUGGAGAAGAUGUUACAGUGGGAACCAGCCAACCGUAGCUCUGCUAGGGAACUGCAAGAGGAUGAGUGGAUUUGUAAGACUUUAGAGUAGGCAUUGAAAAUUCACUACAUCAAGCUGUAUAUGAUUCGACCCACGCAUGGCUUUUAUACAUUGGAAAGAAAGCUGGAAGCCAUUAACUUUGGCUGUGGAACUUCAAGUGUCGAAGAGGGUAUUAGUGGAAUGGUUUCGAUGACCUUUGAAUUUCUAUGUACCAUUGACCUCUGCCCGAGUUCAAGCGGUCAAUGGGCAAUUCGUCUUCAUAUCCACAUAUAUCAAUCUGUCUUCGAUAUAGCUACGGAGAAAACAAUCUUGAACUCACAUAUCCUUCAGCUGGUGAAGUACGCUGGCUAGGUUCUGGCCAGUAGCGUUUGCCUUCUCCGCAGAAUUUGCUAAAUGCAUGUCAUAAAUCAGCCUCCGUGCGGCGGGACGGAUUGGUAAGUGUGUUAUACCAUCGACAGUCCCAUCUAGGACUAUCUCGUGCAUCUUUCCGCUUAAGAGUAAGGUUGCAGGGCUUGUAUUUGACUCUGCUUGGCGAGGCAUUUGGCUCGGGACGUAGAGGCGGGGAUAGCUCGAUGAUUCUGGCAUCAACAAACUGUAGGCCGGCCAGACGACCACCACGGACUAGUGACUUACCAAAAC